UGAUAUACAGGCGUGGCGUGGAAAGCGUAAGCGUGACGUGGAAGACAGGAAGAAAAAAGGAUUUCUUUAAAGCAGUGAGGUGCAGGUUUGUGUGUCCCGCAGUUGGCUGUGUUGUGAACUCGGCAGCCUAAGAAUGGUUCGUAUUUUGGCUAAUGGAGAGAUCGUGCAGGACGACGACCCUCGGGUACGCAAGCCGUCCAGUCGCCGAGAGGACCUGAACCUGCAACGUCGAGGUUUUAUCCAUCAAACAGCUGGAGGAGCUUCUGCAGAGAACGCUCGUAUGACACCCAGGGGCUCCGGGAGGUCAGCCUUCGCAGAGAUGAACCAGUUCCUGGUGAAUCUGGGCUUCCCUCGCUGGAAUAUGGGCACCCAGGUCAUCGAGCCCUUGAUGUCUGUUCUGAUCUUGCUGAUCAUUGCUGUAGUGGGCCUCCGGGGAAUUCUGCUCCUGGGACUGCUGUAUGUAGUAAUGACCCGUAGCCAGCGCUGAGCCCACAUUAUGUUGCCUCUGAUGUGGCCUGUGGAUCACCUCGUGCAUUUGCACAGAUAUUUUUUUGGGGGGGAAACCAUCAGCUGAUUAGCAGUGAAGAGUACCUGGGUUUAAACAUUUGAUCACAAAAAAAUAGAUGACCUUUGUUUGAAAUGACAUUGCUGAAGGAUUCUUGUCUUGCAAGGGCAGGACAUUUUUAAAAGGUUAGGGUUGUUUGGUAGCAAAACGAGCUUAUUAAAAUAGAAUUGGAUAUUGGGUUAAAUGUGAAUGUGACUGCCAUUCAUAGGAAGUGGCAUGUUCUUUUUAAGAAGCCAUAUCCUAUAGAGCUGCAAAAUUAAUUCUUUCUUUUUAUUAUUUUAAUGAAGGUGUGUACCCAUGCCUUAAGCUGUCCGCAGGCUGUUUUACUUUUGGGAACUGCCAUAGCAACUAAACAUGCAGUGAGGUCGCUGCUGGGAGUGUAGUGCCAUUAUUAAUAUUCAGUGUGACUAAAAGCUUCAUGGAAAGCUCAGAUUAAAUAUCUAAAAUGGUCAAAAUCAAAUGGCACCCAUUAAUGGAAAAGAACUGCAGUGUUGUUACUUUUCAACAUUUUUAGAGAUUUUAACUUUGAUAUUUUAAUUGAACUAGCUGUUAGUGGUAUGGACUAUGUAAUGUUGGUGUUGUGUGAAAGUUUUAUGUAGAUGUACAGUAUUCCUCUUAUCUUUUUGUAAGUUUAAGGUUUUAAAAAAAUAUUUGUAAUCACACAUUUGCUUAGAAAUAUUCUUUGAGGUCUUAGGAUCAUUACUGAUUAAUAAUGUGAAGGAAUCUCUGUCACUUUCUUUAAUGUGGAUUAUAAUGUGUACAAAACAUCUCAGUGAUUAGAAUUUUCAGCUUUACAGAAAUGGCUCAGGAUUUUAACUCAGGUAUGAGAUUCAAAAGAAACAUUGAAUUACAUCGAUUCUUACUAUAGAUAAGCAGUUCUACUUAUAGUAAAUUUAAAAUAUUUUACUUACCUUAUUACAAUUAUAUUGUAUGAAUU
Messenger RNA from Lepisosteus oculatus (spotted gar), 1502 nucleotides. It is a transcript of the gene fam241b, whose product is annotated as family with sequence similarity 241 member B. Gene Ontology annotation, cellular component: intracellular membrane-bounded organelle. The record is from RefSeq and is a predicted model, not a curated record. Lineage: Eukaryota; Metazoa; Chordata; Actinopteri; Semionotiformes; Lepisosteidae.